Molecule: messenger RNA, 6145 nt
Organism: Columba livia (rock pigeon)
Lineage: Eukaryota; Metazoa; Chordata; Aves; Columbiformes; Columbidae
Gene: IGFBP5
Product: insulin like growth factor binding protein 5
Exons: 4
Coding region: 1004-1813 (269 amino acids)
Biological process (GO): regulation of insulin-like growth factor receptor signaling pathway
Cellular component (GO): extracellular region
Molecular function (GO): insulin-like growth factor I binding; insulin-like growth factor II binding; fibronectin binding
Source: RefSeq, a predicted model, not a curated record
UAGGGGCUGGCAGGCAGCCAGAGGCAGUCUAUUUAAAAGACAGCCUGUUCUGCAGUAUUCAGUCUCUUUAGAAACUUCUCCAGGGGAAAAGUGUUGGGAGAUCUACAAAGUGGAUUUUUUUUUUUCCCUUUCCCCCUGAUUUUUACCGCUCCUCUGCAGACUCCGCAACAAAACACUCCAACUUUGCAGAAAACUUUUCUUUUUUUCUUUUUGCCUUUUUUUGCCUUUUUUCCCCCCCCCGCAUUUUUUGCCUUUGAAAAUCUUGGAAAAGGAAAACAGGAGGGUUGAACACAGCCGAUCGAAACACAACUUUGCUUCAUACUAAGCUUCCCAGCAGCUCGCUGCGUCGGGAGAGACUUUUUCCUCCUGCAGAAGAAGAGAGAGGCAAGGGGAGCUUUGCAUCCCCUCUUCCCUCUCCUUUUUUUUUUUUUUUUCCCCUCUUGACUACUUUAAUGCAUUAAUAGCAGGACACUGGUUUUCAAGGAACUUUGAUCCCUUCCUGAUCUGCCUCCUCCCAGCCCUUUGGGAAGAGUGUGUGUGCGUGCGUGUGUGUGUGAAAUCGCCGUCCCACCUCCCCAAACCCCCCUGGCUCCCCCACGCCUCCCCCUGCAACCUGUAGGCUGUGCAACCCCUGCAGGCUUUUCUCCCUUUCCCUCUUCCCUCCCUCCCCCUCUCUUUUUGCGCUGCCGCGGAUCGCGGUGCGAAUUCCCCGUCGAGCCGAGAAAAAGCUGAAAGAAGGAGAAAAAGGAAAAGAAAAAAAAAGACAAAAGCAAACCUAGACGCCCCCCUCUCCCAACGCCAAACGAAAAGCGGGGGGUUUCGCACCCAGAGAAUAAACCCCAGAGUGGGGCACCUGCAAGAGGGGCUGCGCUUUCCGACCCUUUGCCUUUUUGAAACUUUUUAAUUUUUUUUUUUCCCCCGAAGGGGCAAGCGAAAGCGAGCGCCGCCCGCCCCCUCGCCGGCGGCAGCCCCCCGCGCCCCGUCCCGCAGCAUCCCCGCCGCGAUGCUGCUGCGGCUCCUGGUGCUGCUGGGCGCCUGCCUGGGGCUGUCGCGGUGCCUGGGCUCCUUCGUGCAGUGCGAGCCCUGCGACAGCAAGGCGCUGUCGCUCUGCCCGCCGCCGCCGCUGGGCUGCGAGCUGGUGAAGGAGCCGGGCUGCGGCUGCUGCCUCACCUGCGCCCUGCCUGCCGGGCAGCCCUGCGGCGUCUACACCGAGCGCUGCGCCCGCGGGCUCCGCUGCCUCCCGCGCCAGGGCGAGGAGAAGCCGCUGCACGCCCUGCUCCACGGCACCGCCGUCUGCCUCAGCGAGAAGAGCUAUCGCGAGCAAGCCAAGGCCGAACGGGAGUCCCGAGAGCAUGAGGAGCCAACCACAUCAGAGAUGACAGAGGAGACCUACCCGCCCAAGGCCUACCGGCCCAAGCAUGGGCGCCUCUCUGAGCUCAAGGCUGAGGCCCUGAAGAAGGACCGCCGGAAGAAGCUGACCCUGGCCAAGUUCGUGGGCAUGGCCGAGAACACAGCGCACCCCCGCGUUGUCAUCCCUGAGCUCCGGCAAGAGUUUGAGCUGGGCCCCUGCCGCAGGCACAUGGAGGCGUCCCUGCAGGAGCUCAAGAGCAGCCAGCGGAUGGUUCCCCGCGCUGUCCAUCUCCCCAACUGUGACCGAAAGGGCUUCUACAAAAGGAAGCAGUGCAAACCCUCCCGAGGCCGGAAGCGUGGGUUGUGUUGGUGCGUGGACAAAUACGGCAUGAAGCUGCCGGGGACUGACUACCUGAGUGGAGACCUGCAGUGCCACGCGUUCGACAGCAGCAAUGUGGAGUGAAGUCGCAUCCCCUCCCUCUGCCCCGUCACCACCUACCCAGGCUCCUUCCCACCCUCCCCUCUGCACCUCCCCACGCCCCAGGACUCCGAUUCCUUUCAUCUCAUGCAAGAAGAAAAAAAAGAAAGGAAAAGAAAAAAGAGAAAAGAAGGAAAAGAAAAAAGAUAACGGAAGGAAAUAGAAAAAAGAGAAAAGGAAAGAAAGAAGUAAGGAAAGGAAAAGUGAAAGGAAGAGAGAAAAGAAAAGAAAAGAAAAGAAAAGAAAAGAAAAGAAAAGAAAAGAAAAGAAAAGAAAAGAAAAGAAAAGAAAAGAAAAGAAAAGAAAAGAAAAGAAAAGAAAAGAAAAGAAAAGAAAAGAAAAGAAAAGAAGAAAAAGAAAAAAGAGACAGAAGAGAGAAACGAACCCUGAAGAAACUGAGGACUCGGAAUCUACAGCAGCCUCUUGACAACAAGGACUCAGCAAGGAAAGGACAGAGCCAGAGACAAGGCAGCCACGGCCGCCCCACCAUCCCAAGCCAUCCUGUAUCUCUCCCCAGCACAACCUGUGCCCCCCCGCCAUGAGAAGAGAUCACCCCAAAGCUCUCAGAGUCGGUGAUUUUCCAGUAUGGCUUUCAGGCGGGUUAAUUUUUUUUCUUUUUUAUUUUUUCGGGUUAGCUAGUCAUUUUCUAAAGAGUCUCAAGAGAAAACCUUGCCGGCUACCAGCCUUCCCCCUCCUCACUCCAGUCCUCCAGAGUCUACAUCCCACAUUGCUGGGACUUACUCGAGUCAAUUUGAUUUGACUUCAGUCUCAAACGACCGCCCUGGAUCCAGGCAGAUUUCAACAUGUCGGGAGGAGGCAUGGAGCUGCUGGCUUCAUGUCUGGAGAUGAGCUGGGGAGGGAAACACAGCUCCUGCAACAGCAUGAAUGCUUCCCCCCAAAAUAUUUGUGGACUUCAAAAAGAAAUCCUCCAAAAAGGAAAGAUAGCCUUCUCCAUCCAGUUCCUCUUAAAUGGAGGUCAGAAAUAUUUUCUUGGACAAGUGGAACUUUGACUGUUGUUCAUCCAGUUGUGGAAGCAUUUGUGUGUGCAUGCGAGCGCACGUGUGCAUGGAUGUCACUUUUCCUCCUUGCAAAACUUCACUUCAAAAACUGCAAUCUGGAGGGCUUAAAUGUAAGCAGGGGGAGGGAUGCUGCCAGCUCCCAAAAAAUAAUAACCUCCCAGACUAAGCACAGGAGCAGAGUUACAGAGAAGCAUCAUUAUCUGCAGGAUCAGGGCCCCACCAACACCAAGGGCUCCAUCCAAGUUGACCCCAGAGAUACUCCAUCACUGUCCAGACUGAAGCAUACCUACGUGAGGGUAGGGGGAUUGGGGCCAAAACUCUUCACCAUGCUAUGACACCAUGAGGAAGGAAACGAUGGAGAUUUUUAUUUUAUUUUUUUUCACAGCCAAAAACGUAGUUUGCUCCAGGGGAAAAAAACAAACUACACUUGGUUUUUGUCUUGGAUUUUUGCUAAGGCUGGUUUAUAGCCUUCCCUGUGGGUAGGAAAAUGCCAAUCUCCAUCCUUUCACACUGAGGAUACUGCGUAUGUUGCCACAGCUGAUUCCCACCACCCUGCAGUAAGAUCUUGUGAUGGGUCCUCGCCUUUAGCCUGGGAUCCAGCUCCUCAUUGAGUGACAGCAGCCACCGUGCCACGGAGACCCACUGACUCAGGUGUGCUGGGACAGCCCUCAGCUGCCUUCCUGACUUUUUCAUUGUUUUUUUUACGUUCAAUUUUGGGACUGUUGCCUCUCAUUUCGCCAUGACAAGGAUCUCCAGAAUGUUAGUGCUCAGAGGAGAUGCUGCAGCAAAGGAAGGGAAGCGAGCUGUGGGGUCUGGUCGCUGUGGUCCCAGUGGGUGAACAUGUGCCCACUGGGGACUACAUCCCAGCACUGCGGCUGGAGAUAGCAGCCAGCACCACCCAAAGGACAUGGCUGAUCUCAGAGGGGAGGUUUCUGCAACCCCAAGGCCCCUUUGAGCAUGCUGGAGCAUGGCGGGGAGGAAACAGGGGUCUGCAGCACCACUGGGUCCCUGCCAGCAGGGAUGGGACAAGGGGAAUUCAACAUCAAGGGGCUCCAGCAGAGGCUCCAUCGUGGAUUGGGCACCCUCUUAGCUGCUCACAGCAUGGCAUUGAUCCUCUGAGCACCCCAUGGGCCCCGCCCAGCAGGACAUUUGCCCCAGUUGAGGGCAGGACUGGAUACCCCCCAGUUAUUUCCCCCGGAGUUAAGGUGGGGGUGAGUUUUUCUGAUGGACUUCCACCGAGACCCAGUGGGGCAUGUUUGGGUGAGGCCUCUGUCACCACCAAAUGCAGAUCUGUCACCCCAAAAACCUGCAGGAGUGGAGUGACCCCUGUGUUGCUGGAGGGGAGCACUGCAGGUGCUGGGGCCAAGGGAAGGACCCCUCUGGGUUCUGCAGGGCUGAAUGGAGCAGGGUUGGUUGGACCAGCAUGGGAGAUUAAUGGUGCGGUGAAGCUGGGGAGAAGAAUGGGGUAAAGAAGGCAGGUGGAGGAAAAGGAGGAGCCUGUGCCAACCCUGAGGGCCACAGGUCACCAUUGUCACCACUCUCCCAUCUCCUCUGCUCGCUGAUCCCCAUGCAAAAAUCUUCCUGACUGUUAUAGGCCAGUACCACCUUUCCCAGGACCCUUCCCUCAUUCUCACUCUUUCUUGCUUUCUUGUUUGUUUGUUGUUGUUUGAUUUUUCCCAAAACUUGAAAGCCUUUGGCUGCAGAGAAAGAAGAUAUGCCGCCGGGGUUAGAUGGGAGUGGGCAGAGGGACGGCAGCUCCCUGCAGACCUUGUCUUUUCAGGCCCAAUGCUUUUGCAGGGUGAGGGUCAGCUCACGGGGGGACGCAGCCCAGCUGGGGGCCCAGUGGUGGUCUCAUGAUGUGGCCACCACAGUGACACCAGGAGGGAGACACAAGGUGCCUCCCCGAUCUCCCCCUACAAAGCCUGUCUCAGCCAUGGCCCUGAGGGGUGCAGAGCACCAAAAUACAUCCUGUGCAGCCUCCCUCCUUUCUGCACAUCUAGCACUGGGAUGGCACCACCUGUCCUGUCUCCACCAACCUGGGGGGAGGAGGAUGCAAGAUGGGGUCUGCACCACCCUUGCCCUCCUGAGCCACCUCGGAUCCUGGGAUGGGGCACCGAGCAACCCCUCAGCCACCAGCUCCUUUGAGGAUCCCCGGCAGACGAGGCUGUUUGCAGGCUGCAUUAAUAUAUAGGACCGGGUUUGGGCUGGAGACAAGAGCAGCUUCAGGAGGGGUUGGCCACCCCCUGGGGUGGCACUGACGAGGUGCUUCCAUUCUCAGCACCCAGCAACACCCCUUUGCAUUUGGGGUGAGAAAAACCAAAAGAGGCAGAUUUGGGAGAUGGGCAGGGCAGAGAGGGCUGAGGCACUUGGGGAGAUGCUGGUGAUUUGUGCAUCAGAGGGAGGUGUGAGGUUUGGGGGUCUCUGACGUGUUUGCACCAAGCCCACUCCUAUAGCCAGGAUGCUGGCUGGGAAGGAGAGGACAAGAAUGGCACAGGGGUCAGGACAGCCCUUCCACCACAUCUCCCCAGGGAUCAAGCGCUCAGUGGCUGGGCUACCCCUUGUCUGUACUGCAGUGGACUUCGAAAACCACUAGUACAAGAGCAUUUUGCACUAUUUCUGUGCUCCCUCUUCUCCCUUCUCUUUCCCCCCCCCCUUGCCCAUGAAAACUUAUUUUUUAGGGUUUUGUUGUUGUUGUUGAUUAUUAUGAUUUUUUUUUUUUUUUUUCCCGAACGGAGCAUUGUAUAUUUAAGGACCGACAGUUCACCUCGCUUCCAGAGUGCUGUCCUGGCCCUGGCUAGGAGCCCUGCCUACUGUGCCCCCCUCCCCAGCCCCAACAGCCCCCCCACUGCCACUGGGACAGAUGUCACCACGCACGUUACCCACCAUUGUAAUGCAGUUGUUAAAACACACCAGAUUCCGAGUUUCCUGCCUGGUUUUUAUCUUUAAGCAAUAUUCACUACACAUUUUACGGUAGCUGUUUAUAGCUUUACAUACAUACGGUAGCUCUGUUGUUUCAUUUUGUUUUGGUUUUGUUGUUGUUGUUUUUUUUUUUCCAGUAAACAAGAAAUACUCAUAAUCUUACUGGUGGGAAAAAAAAGCAGUUUGUGAAAAACUGACAAUGGAAGAAGAGCUUAAUGCUCUGUUUAGCAUUUUGUACUUAAAAAAAAAAAUCUCACAUUUUAUUAAAAAAGUGAAGAUUGCUGUAUACUAUUUAUUCAACUUAUAAUUUAUGUUACUCUUUGAUCUUUGUCUUUUCUCAUGACAAAGCAUUUAUUUAAUAAAGUUAUGCAUUCAGUUA